This is a messenger RNA of Zasmidium cellare ATCC 36951, 1005 nucleotides long. RefSeq lists its product as uncharacterized. The record is from RefSeq and is a predicted model, not a curated record. Bases 1 to 1005 code for a protein of 334 amino acids. NCBI's taxonomy places the organism in Eukaryota, Fungi, Ascomycota, Dothideomycetes, Mycosphaerellales, Mycosphaerellaceae. The transcript has a single exon.
AUGUCUGCAGGAUACAGCGUCUUCCUCACCGGUGCGACUGGUUUCGUCGGCGGAACUAUUCUACAUUGUCUUUCCAAAACACAUCCGGAUAUUCACAUCAAAGCCUUGAUCCGCCAGGAAGAAGUCGCCAAAGAGCUCGAAUCCGUCUAUCCAAACCUGACUGCGGUCAUAGGCGACCUGUCCUUGCUUCCCCUUCUCAGAAGGACCGCCGCGGAGGUUGACUUCGUGAUCCAUGCAGGGGGCGACAAUGUCCCCGCUGUAUGUGUGAUGAUUGAAGGCCUGGCUAGAAACACCGACAAUGCCACUACGGUAUCGCCACGGCCACGACUCAUCAGCAUCACCGGCCCACGAAGCUUGAUCGAUCUCUCAAAGCCAAUCACAGGAAACCUCGACCCAGGCAGUCGGCCGUGGAGCGACAUCACGGAUGCAGAGAAGAUUCUGUCUGUUCCCGAGGAUCGCAUCCACGCCGAUGCGGAUCAAGCAAUCAUAGCGCACAGCAUUGCCCGCGGCGUCGGCACGAUCCUCGCCUCGCCUGGUCAGCUCUGGGGCCGGGGCAAAGGGCAUUUGAAGAAGGAGAGACAUUCGGCAUUCUAUUAUGCAGCUGUCAAAAACCGUGGGAGAGCCUUCGUGGUUGGCGAGGGUACGGCUACAUGGUCGUGGACUUCCAUUGGCGACCUGGGCGACGCUGCGGUGUUUCUCAUGGAUCAAUCGAUGAGCGAGGGCACACAAGGUCAUGUCGGAGUCAAUCGAGAUGGGUACUACUUCGUGAGCACUGGGGAUUUGAGCAUGAUCGAAAGGGCAAAGGCAGUCAGCGAACGCCUGGGAUUGACAGGUGACGUUGAGAGCAUUUCGGCUGCUGCUGCCAAAGAGAUCUACCCGUUCGGGCACAUCAUGUGGGGCUGUGGUGAGAGGACGAGGGCUGACAAGUUGGCUGAGUUGGGUUGGAAGCCCAAAGAUACGAACUGGAAGGCUUUGAUGGAAGAGCAUGGAGGGGAGAGGGCAUGA